GGAAGGAAGGCUCCAGUGACGCAGUAGACAAAGCCGUAUAGCGAGACGGCGGCGGUCUUCGCAGAAGGGGUGAACAGUCGGGAACUGCGGGACAAGCAAAGAACAAGCAAUACGGCCCGGCCCACCCGCCGGAUGAAACAAAAAUAUGGCGUUCGAAAACAAAAACAAAGCAAGUGGGGGGUGAGUCGACCGCCGGGAGCGAGCAAGCGCGAGUAGCCAGCCCUUUUGAUGUAUUCCGGCACGGAGAAUCACGAAGGUACCAGUAUGCAGGGGAGUGAAAGCAGGUUUGGGAAUUCCCGAUGCCCGACGGCCUGGCAUGAACUGCGUGCGUCGGUAGACAGCGCCGUCGAUUUCACUGCUGCCGUCCGUGUCUGGGUGCACGCUCUCUGCGGUCGUCUGUAUACGAGUUACGGGGGGCGUCGACUGCGGAUGGGGACGCGUGCUGCUGCCGCUGCUUCUGUUUGACCGUCGAAGCCUGCGGACGCACAGUUGGUUCGCCUACGCGUCAACGCUUUGGACGUUAGGAUCGGACGUCGCAGACUGCCGGCUCGCCGUUCCACGUCGCCGAGAAACAGCGAUGGACCGCGCAAGAGGCGCCCAGGCGGUUCGACUGCCGCAACUUCUCAUCGUUGCAGCACUGCUAUCGACUGGAUUCUCAGAGACCGUCACACAGCCCACCCAUGAAGACAUCCGCGAGGGCAUCAACUCUCCCAUGCCGUACGGCUUCAAGUACGAGGCGUACGGCGACGACGGCGGAGGUCACACGCGCCAGGAGUCGGCCGACGGCAGCGGACGCGUCGUCGGCUCGUACACCAUCUUCAGCCCCGAGGGCUUUCUCAGGCGCGUCUUCUACGAGGCCGACGAGAACGGCUUCCGCGCCCGCGUGGAGACCAACGAGCCGGGAACCAAGACGUCAAACCCGGCCGACGUCACCAUCGUGUCCACGGCCUCCGGAGGAGGACCUGCCGGAGGCGGCGGAGGCGGAGGCGGUGGAGCCGGUGGUGGAACACGAGACACACCCCUGCCCGGUGGGUCCACGACGCGGCCCGUCAAGACCACGUCACCGGAUGCCGGGGGCACGACCAAUGAAGUGACGGAAACGACAACCGGCCUGCCUCCCGGAUACGUGCUUCCCGAACGGUACCGGCCGAACGCAUCCAGGCGGCCCGCUGGCGCCGAACUACUGACGUCGCGGAUCCUGACCCUCGACCAGCCGGUCGAUGGAGACCAGCUCUACCCGGGCCGUCCGGGCUUCGACACGGACACGAACGCCCUGAAUCCUCCGCCACCGGGCAUUCACACGGGAGCUCCGCCUGCUGGAAUCGUGCCCGUCGGUCCAGUCCAGGUUACUCGUGUUCCUGGACGUCCCGGAGCAACUCCGGGCCCCAGGCCUCGACCUCAGAUCAACUACGGUCCAUCUAGAGACUCUUUCGGGCAAUUCGACGGUGGCGUCGCGCAAGGUGGUGGACCGUCUGGCCCUUCGUUCGAAGGACCAUUCAGGGUACCAGCUGGUUCGACCGGUGGCAUAUUUUCGCCGUCUCAAGUAACACCCAAAGGAGGCUUUAGCGUGCCCCAAGCCUUUGGCCCAUCUGCAACACGUGGUGGUGGCGCCUCAGGAUCGAAGUCGCCUUUUCCCAAUGUAGGCGCCUCUCAAGGUGCGGGACCAGGUUCUUUCGGACCUCGGAGGCCUGGACUCAACUACCCGGGCGCGUUCCGCGGAGGCGCUGGCAUAGGACAGAAUGUACCGUCCGGACCAGGUUACCAAAGCGGCGCUGGUCAGCAAUACCAGCCGCCAGAGCUCGGGGCUCCACUUUUCACCCGCGUGACGCAAGGUUCUCAGAAGUACCCAGGACGUGGGGACUAUGGCUCUCAGCCGGGUUUCACGGGACCGGUUCAAACAGGGGCACCAGGUGCGCCCGGUGUCUUUGUGGGACCGGCUGGCGGAGCAAGACCAUCUUUUGGCGGUAGAGCGCCCUUCGGAGGGCCCCGUUUCGGUCCUGGUGGCAGCUUUUCUGGUGGUCCCGUAAACAAGUUUGAUACCCAAGGACCUGGUGAUAAACGAUUCGGUGGCCCAGGACAACCAUCGUUUGCAGGCGGUCAAGCGGGUGAACAAGGAUUCCCGUUUGGACCAGGAGGUGCGGUUGGAGCCGAUGUCGAUGGUGGAAGCAGCGCUGACUCGAGCAAUGAGGAUGGCUUCGCACCCAACGAUCCCCGGAGACCGUUCCUCUUCAGAAACGAAGACGAACGACCAGCCACCCCCGCAGGUCCCGCUAGUCGUGGCGGAGCCGGCCAGGGAGAUGGCGCGUAUGCCAUCCAGGCGGAUAACGGGAAAAUUCAGUCAGUCGACUUCCGUCCGGGCGCCAGGCCCUUCCAACGUGCCGGCCCAGGCAACCGUUUCGCGGCGAACCGGGGCAACGUACCGAGGGGGCCAUUCCGACGACCAGGUUUUGGAGCUACUCAUCGCGAAGACCCAUUCAGGCCCUACAAGCCUCCGCCUCUUGAGAGCGGCCACCAGGAUCCCAUCUUCGUUCCGCAGAGUCUUUCUGGACCAGGCAGCUCCGGCCCUUCAUUCGACGGCAGGGAACCCCAGCGCAUCGACGGUUUCAAGUCUCGACAGCAAACUCCCGGCUUCGGCGGGCCAAGGUCUCCCGACGGUUUCGCCGGGAACUACCCUUACCGCAAUACACUUUCUUCCGGCGGUCCGCAGCCUCCGACCGGAACGCGAGACCAGUUCUCCGGAAGGCCUCAGCAACCUUUCUCUCCGUUUGCGAAUGCAAGGCCCGUACCAGGCGUGCCCACGGCGAACUUUCCAAAUCCCCAAAACCAUUUUGCUAAUCGGUUCUUUGACCGAACUCCUGCCGGAACCUUGGGUACACCGGUUGGACGUCCUGCCGGUCUUAGCCCUCCGUCUUUAGUUAGCAUGGAAGUCAUCCGAUACGGCCCGCAGGGUCCACAAGUUCACCAUUUCAACGGAAGUGGUUUACCCGGGUCUUUGGCACCCCCUGAAAACCUACAGGUCGGUGGACCGUUGAAACCGACGGGAUUUCCCGGCAGCCCAUUCCUUGCUAACAGGCUUCUGCCUCGGCCUCCAUUACCAGUCAGAGACAGCGCAAAUCGUGUCCUGUACAGCGAGGCACCCCAGCAGGCGACUCUUCCGAGACGGCUGGGCGAAUCGAAGGGCAACGAAGAUGACUUUGGCGGUGCUUUCGAAGGUUUGAUCAGAGACGAGCGUCCGGACCUGUUGGAGUUGAAGCCGAAACCGAAGCCGUCUGGUUCCGCGCAAUCGCAGCCAGGUGGCAACGUUGACUUCCUGGAAGACCUCUUGCCAUUUUACGAGAAGGAUUUAGACGUUGGAAAGAAGGCGAAUGAAGCCGCGAACGGAGGCGACAGAAAACCGGUGAUUCACGAACCCAUAGUGCCAGAGCAUCGUGAUUUGCUUUGCGAUGACGACGACGGUCUUGUGAAAAGACCGGAAUGUAUAAAGACGCCUAAACAAGAAGGUGAUAGUUCGGGUGAGGGAGCGAAACCUGAUGGCAAAGGUGUUGAAGCUCCAGUCGACCCCGACGAGGAAUUUUUAAACUACAGAAAUCCAUUUUCCGGAGUUCUCCCAUCUCCUGACCUCGGUGCUCCAGAAAAGGUUGACAGGGACAGCAAGCAAUUUCAGCGUCCGUUCCUUGAUAAGGACAAGAAAAUUGUUCCUGUGCUAAUUGAUCAAAAUAGACCUGCGGUCGUACUAGACGGAGCUGUUGCAGUGAACAGAAACGGACUCGGUCCUAGCACUGGGGAAUCCGAUGUUCCAGGUAGGGCCCCUCCUGAACUCGGUGCCGGGAGCCCUGUUGAAGGCAGACGAGCAUUCGGUAACAACGGAGUCUUUCGAACUAACUUCGGACCGUUUUCCGGUUCCUCCAAUGGCCGGUUCGGUCCUCGCGGUGGCGUCCCAGGACAAGUAUUCGGUCCGGCUUCCGGCCCGCGAGCUCAAGACGGAAACUUCUUAAGGUUCCCGAACGCUCCAAGUCGCGGAAUAAACGAUCUAAGAAAUACUCAAGACCCUUUCAAUAGAAACUCGCAACCUUUUGGACAACAACCUUUCUUGCCACGACCACCUCAGCAAACGCUACGCUUCGGACAAAGACUGAGCGGCGCGAGAAAUCCAAAUUCCCUCAUUCCUUCUCAGCGACCACCGAGGGUACAGCAACAGCCGGAAAACCGAAUUGUCUUCCCUCCACCACCACUCCACCGAAAGGCCGUACUUUCUCCUCCAGACGUUCCAGACAGCUUCGGGAACUCGUUUAAUGGCAGGGCACCCUUUAAUUUCCCUCAAGGUCAAGGUGCGUCUAGGACAGGACAGCCGACAGUCGGGUUUUCCCAACCUGGUGCCGGAGGACAGGGAAAUGUUGGAGCCGUACAACCACGAUUCGGUUUUGUAGACUCGAGACAGCUUCGACCAAGGCCUGGUGCCGGUGCCGUCUCGGGAAGAGAAGACGCGGGCCCUGACGUGGAUGUCCCGCGUAAACUUGUGGACGACAGCAGCCCUCCGCCAGCCUCGUUCACUUUUUCGGAUGCUAAGAAAUCACCCUUAGUACCUCGUCGCCCACCCCUUAGCGACGGAAGACAAAAGGUGUUCAAGACCCCAUCCGACGAUGUAGGAAAGAGCGGCCAAGGGCAAGUUACACCAGAAACGCCGGCGAGUGCGCCGAGACAGGACCCUGCCGGCCUCUUGCGAAAGCCACUUCUGGACGGUAACGCACGCAUCACCGAAGACCUGGACAGGAGGGCUCCCAAUGCCGUUCCAGGUCCUUUUAACUUCGUAGACACGCGGGCACCGCUGGACAUAGCUCGUCAACGGUUCACGCAGGGUAGGCCGCAAGCUUUCGAUUCGGCGCGUCAGCCUGGUAGCCGACCUGCGCGCGUGGACGGACUGGCUCUGCAAGGGGUUCCCGUUGACGGCAGCUUGGAUGGUGACCGGCAAGGCGGCUUCGGUGGUGCUCCUGACGACGUAACGAGGCAGCUGUUGCCGACGAGCAGGCGGGUCGGUGGCAUUGUUGGAGAAGUGGUAGGCCCGGCAGUCAUAAUCCCUCAAACGGGUCCUGUGCGUCAGCCAAUUCAGGCGUCCCGGCCCAUUCUUCUGAACGUUGAGAGGGUACCACUUGGAGGAACUGCCGUCCCAGACGACUUGAUAGCCGACAAGAAUCCACAAGAUACCCAGGCUUUUGUACAAGGACCUCAAGGCCAGGAUAUCGCCAGUCAAGAGUUGCUGCGUCGAGGUGUGGAUUCAACUGGAGCCAGUGAAGAUGGAGGCAGAGAUGAGGACGGCGAGCCCGAGCGGGUGAACCCGUACUCCUUCGGCUACUCCUCGUACGACGGUCUGGGCAGCAAGGUGUCUCGGCACGAGACCAAGGACGACACGGGACGCGUCACUGGCUACUACAUCGUAGAGGACGUGGACGGCCGGAAGCGGACGGUCCACUAUAUUGCCGACAAAGAUGGCUUCCGGGCGACCGUGCACACGAACGAACAGGGCACCGACAACCAGGACCCGGCGAGCGUUAAGAUGCGCGUCGAAAACAGGAUGCCACACCCUCCGCCCACUCCUCGGACUCCGUCGCCAGAGAAGACGUCACCGUCGCCGACGCUAGGCGACGGUGUGGACGUUCCGGUUCUGGACGCUGUGGAUCAAAGUGUGAAAAAGAGCUAAUGGUUGCUUGCCGUUACUUAUUGCCAGUUAGUUCACUUAAAUUCGUAUGACACCCUUUGUUGACGGGAAUGUUCUCGCGCUUGCAUGUGCACGCGCGACUGCCAAUGCAUUUUUGCAGGCGGACGGUCGCUUUGAACCUGCCGAAGGUCAACACCGCAUUUUGGAAACAAAGCAAGCGGCGUCUAAUGCUAGGCGUGUGUUCACGUUAUCCGAGUACUACAUGCAUCUCGUUCUUCGCAAGCACAAACAAAAUCGAAGCGCAUGUCUCACGCGCAUGUUUAGCGACGUGCACUCGUAUCAUUCAAGCGUAUUAUCGCUUGCAGCGGCAGCACAAAUACUAUGCACCACUUUUUGUUUUUUUUAACAGACCCGUUAGUCUGUUAGCGUAGACACGAAUCACAUCGUGACGUCCAGACUACGUGAAUGUGCCCUUGCCGAAGAGAGUCUUAAGCGUGACUUGUACUUGCAAGAGUAUACGUGAUACGCAGCUAUACGUACGCGCUACGAAUGUGACAGAGAAGACAGAUUUGCCGGUUAGUGUUGCGAAAGGGUGAACCGGCGUGUAACUGUGACAACGCGGUGACGUACCGUUUGCAAAAACGAAGCCUUCACACGAGGACUCUUUCAUUUGUGUCUGUCAGGCGUUGACAGGCGAGCGCCACUAAAACUAGAUGACGUGGUAAAAGGGGUGUAAAGUUGUUAUUGCUUGCUAGAAGGUUAGCGCAAUCAAACAAAAUGAACACGGUUGCUCACUGCCAGUCACCAUCAACACCUUUAGGUGCCCCACUAGUACUGUUUUAAUCAUAAAGUUUUUUUUUAGUGCUACAAAUUUUAAUAAAAAUUGCCAUCGUAAUAUUGCGGCGCCACACGCGCGCGAGAAUUCGUGAGUAGUAUCCUUGAAAGCGUCGGAUCACUAUUAAAGCAAUAGUGGUGCUUUCAAGGCGUCGGAUCACUAGCGAAGCGAUAGUAGUGCUACAUUGUCGCCUAUAGCAACACACUUGGUGGAGUGGGACCGCGUUGCAAUGCUUUUGGCAGCCUUAGUAGAUAAGCGAUCUUUUUUUUUUUGUAAUAGCUUACACAUCACUAGCACAUAUCUCGCUGUACAGGCCAGGAAAACACAAGCUUUAAAUGAAACACGCGCGCGUCAGCUUUUUCAGGGCAUUCACUUUCUUCUUGGUUUACUGACAGGCCCACUCGAUGGAUAAUAAUUAUUAGCCUCACAACUGCUUCAUUCAAUCACACGCAGUAUGAAGUUGCUGCUAUGCUAGAGAGUACGUUCCGCUGGUCUUGUUUUUAUGAUUCGUAUCUAGUACUAAACACAGGGAGGACGUAAAAAUCACUGCGUGCCUGAAAUGCGAAGAUGUUAUCGCUGCGUUUUACAAUCGUUAUCGUAUGUGUGUGCGUGUGCGUGAAAAUGUCAUAACGAUUUUACAGAUGACCUUGUUUUGUAGCUCAUUCAGACGUGGGACAAGCAGUAUUAGGCGUAAUAACUGCAAGUGGCUGCGAACACUCUCACACAUCAUGCUAAUGUCAUUUCUUCUGACGAGUCCCACUAUAAGUCACAGUUCGCGUACCGCGUCUGGCUUUUGCUCAUCGCUGUAUUUAUAGAUCUAUCAAAACGGCACGUGGUUUUCCAUUGCUUCACUCGCUUUCAAGCUAAUCUCAGAAUCACUAAAUUUUCGAUUUGCAUUUACGUGACUACGUAUUUUAGCAUUGCAUUAGCAAUUUCUUUUUAUGUAUAGUCAUUCAUCAGUGGCAUUCAAGGCUGUAUCACGUGUACUAAGACUGAAGAAUGGAAUCAGUUUUUAUUUUGCGUUAUUUAAGCCAUUAUUGCAGGUCCUUCUCUUCAUCUCGGAACUCUGCCAUCUGUAGCGACUUCGUUUUUUACACGUUUUAAAUAAGCGCAUUCUUUCACUGAGCUACAAAAUAAAAAAAAGACAUUUUU
This is a messenger RNA of Rhipicephalus sanguineus (brown dog tick), 7640 nucleotides long. RefSeq lists its product as uncharacterized. The record is from RefSeq and is a predicted model, not a curated record. Gene Ontology annotation, cellular component: extracellular matrix. NCBI's taxonomy places the organism in Eukaryota, Metazoa, Arthropoda, Arachnida, Ixodida, Ixodidae.